Nicotiana attenuata is the source of this 568-nucleotide messenger RNA. RefSeq lists its product as uncharacterized. The transcript has a single exon. The coding region runs from base 161 to 304 and encodes 47 amino acids. Gene Ontology annotation, biological process: negative regulation of cell population proliferation. The record is from RefSeq and is a predicted model, not a curated record. Lineage: Eukaryota; Viridiplantae; Streptophyta; Magnoliopsida; Solanales; Solanaceae.
UCUUGGACUUGCACUUUCCCCAUUCAAACAACUCUCUUCAAUACAAUCUCUGCACAAAACCAAUAACAGAAUCAAAGUUCUCUCUUUUUGUAUACCAAGAAUUCCUAUACAGACACCCUUUUUUAGUUUCUUGAUUUUCAUCACCACUAUUAAGUGAAAUAUGAAGAUGAGCAGCAGCAAUUUGGGAAGUUUAAAGAGGAAGCUAAUUUCAAGUAGAGGGCUCGGAGGAGUUCUUAGGCAGCAAAGAGCCAGGCUUUACAUAAUCAAGAGAUGUGUGGUCAUGCUCCUUUGUUGGCAUGAUUGAAUUUACAUUAAUUAAACUCCAGACAACCCUUUCAACAAAUUUGGGUUAUGGGGUUUGUCCAUAGUCUUUUUAUUCUUCUUUUUUCUCCCCCACUUCUUGAAAUUGUACAGAGCAGUAGUUUAUAUUAGGUAGUAAAAAGGAUAUUAGCAAUUUUGUACUAAAUUAAGGCCCUAGUGGUAUCUUUAUACAUCGGAUAGCUUCAAUGAAAGACAAUAUCCAUUUUGAUUAUGUUUUUCAAUUCUAAUCUCUCUUUCGGACCCUUCA